CCCGUGGAAGCUAUUUCUGUAAAACGGAAGCUGGUACAAUUCUGUGCAAACAUUAGAAACUGUAAGGCAUCCAAAGGGGUCAGGGUCACUUUGAAAUCUGGCAGUAAAAAUGCAAACCUUACAAACCUCUAGAGAGAUUAUGUAAAAUAACAACAAACCACUUUUACAAUUUUUUUUGACAUAGACUACCGUUCUGGCUUUUUUGAACAAGUGUGUUACUCUUUCAAACCUAAAAUUAAAGUGGUAUACAAAAAGCAAUAUUAUAUCACAUUCUUAAAAAUCAACGAGUACAUCAGUAUAAGCCAAUGUUUUGAUGAAAUCACAUAAAUUGCAUUUAUAUUGACAAUAAAUAAUUUCAUUUUCCUCUGUUAUGUGCCCAAAAUGUAAAUUCGUUUACUUAUCAUGUCCCACACAGCAAUUCACAAAUAUAUACACAGCAAUUGCCCAUUUGAUUAUGUUUGUAAUAAAGAUACGGGACCCAGUCUGUGAAAACCCAGCUAAAGUAACUUUUUUAGUUUACUGUUAUGAAAUCAUCCUACAUAUGUAAAGAACAUUCUGUGAAAAUAUAACCUUGAUAAUUUUAAUAUUAAAUGACUAAGAAAGGUCAUGUCAAAUAUUGAAAUUGAUGUUAAAUCAAUUAUUGAAAUCAAACUUUUAUGCUCCUAAUUGUCAUAAUUAGAUUAUGAGAUUUUAGAGUCACACAUUCUAGUCUGUAGUUAUCAAUGAUGGACAUAAUUAAAGUUGUAUUCCUUCAAGGCAUUCUCUAAAACAUUGCAAAAAAUGUAAUGUCUAUUAAAAGUAUAUAUUAUAAACUGUACAUAUUAUAAUUAUAUUAUAUAGAUUUUGAUAUAUUGAUAUUAUUUUCCAUCAAACUUUGAGUAGGCUAUACAGUAAAGUAUUGUCAGUGGAAUUAUUUCUGGCAAUACGUCAAUUUGCAGUGGUGCUCUUUAUGACCCACAUUGUCUAUAUAUCCUUUUUAAACACUGCUGAAGAUAACACUUCACAGAAAUUUUGACAAAAUUUCUCGUCAAGAAGCUACUUGAUAAGAGUAUAAAUUUAGCAAAUUCUUAUCAAAGGGUAACUAUUUUGAAAAUGCUAAAAUGUAAUAUAGUCCUAAUCAAUUUUGGAUGGUUUUAUAGACACAACAUUUGCCCAUAAUCACAUUCGUUUAUACAGCAUUUCCCGUUUCCUUCCACUUUGACACCUUGACAUGUGAGAGUAAAAAUAAGUGAAAGUCGCCUGCAGUUUCCUCCUCUGUUAACCUUAAAGACUGGGCUUUUCCCGAGAUCAGAAUUCCUGUGCUUGGUCGACGUCACAAGGAAUUCUGGGAAGGGAAGUUAUGAAGCAUAGCUGUGCAACCAUAUAAAUGCCCCAUCACAGUUAUUCCCAAACAGAACCAUCAUAUUAGUAAAAGAACUGCAGAGACACCGAAAGGAUCACAUCACUAACAAUGAGCUUCAAAAUACUGUUACGUGGAGUCAACCGUUUGCAAUUUUUUGCUUCCCUUCUUCUUAUUUCUUCAGUGUUAAACAUGUGGACGGGCACUGAAGGCUGGUCAUACCAUCACUCAGACUUCACCAUGACCUGGGAAACGGCAAGAGACUGGUGCAGGGAGGGCUUCACAGACAUGGUGGCCAUCCAAAACAAAGAGGAGAUUUCUUAUUUAAACAGCUACUUGCCAAAAGUUUCUGGGUAUUACUGGAUUGGGAUACGCAAAAUUAAUGACACCUGGACCUGGGUGGGAACCAACAAGAAACUUACUGAUGAAGCUAAGAACUGGGCAAAAAAUGAGCCCAAUGGAAAGAAAUAUAAUGAAGACUGUGUGGAAAUAUACAUUAAGAGAGACGAGGAAGCCGGCAAAUGGAACGAUGAGCAGUGUUCGAAACGGAAGACUGCGUUAUGUUACACUGCAUCCUGCAAAGAUGGUUCAUGUGUCAGUAGUCAUGGCGAGUGCGUUGAGACUAUAAACAACCAUACAUGCUCAUGCUUUGAAGGUUUUUAUGGAGAGAUGUGUGAGAAUGUAAUAAAAUGCAAACCAGAGGACAUCACCAAACCAGAUCAUGGCACCUUCCACUGUUCUGAUCCUAAUGGAAACUUUUCAUAUGACUCUCUAUGUGAAUACUCCUGUGAUGAGGGUUAUAAACUAAAGGGUGCCAGUAUGGCAAAAUGCACCGCGACAACAGAAUGGUCGAGCAAACCACCAACCUGUGAACUUAUUCAAUGUUCAGAGCUGACCGCACCAAAUAAUGGGACAAUGCACUGUCACCACGAUCCCAAAGGCAACUUCAGCUCCCAAUCCACCUGUGAGUUUGCUUGUGAAGAAGGAUACACGUUACAAACAUCCAGCUCAUCUACGCUGCUUUGUGGAGCCACAGGACACUGGAAUGAUUCACAACCCAGCUGUGAAAUUAUAAAAUGCAAACUGGAGGACAUCACCACACCAGAUCAUGGAAUCGUCCAUUGUUCUAAUCCUAAUGGAAAGUUUUCAUAUGACUCUCAGUGUGAAUACUCCUGUGAUGAGGGUUAUGAACUAAAUGGUGCCAGUAUGGCGAGAUGCACCGCGACAACAGAAUGGUCGAGCAAACCACCAACCUGUGAACUUGUUCAAUGUUUAGAGCUGACCACACCAAACAAUGGGACAAUGAACUGUCACCACAACCCCAAAGGCAACUUCGGCUACCAAUCCACCUGUGAGUUUGCUUGUGAAGAAGGAUACACGUUACAAACAUCCAGCUCAUCUACGCUGCUUUGCGGAGCCACAGGACACUGGAAUGAUUCACAACCCAGCUGUGAAAUUGUAAAAUGCAAUCCCGAGGAUGUCACCACUUUACAUCACGGCAGUGUCCGAUGUUCUAAUCCCAAUGGAGAUUUUUCAUAUGACUCUGUAUGUGAAUACUCAUGUGAGGAGGGUUAUGAACUAAAGGGGUCCAGUACGAGAAAAUGCACUGCUACCACAGAAUGGACCAGCAAACCACCAACCUGUGAACUAAUAAAAUGCAAACCAGAGGACAUCACCACACCAGAUCAUGGCAGUGUCUAUUGUUCUAAUCCUAAUGGAAACUUUUCAUAUGACUCUCAGUGUGAAUACUCCUGUGAUGAGGGUUAUAAACUAAAGGGGGGCAGUAUGGCGAGAUGCACCGCGACAACAGAAUGGUCGAGCAAACCACCAACCUGUGAACUUGUAAAAUGCAAUCCCGAUGUCCUCACUUUACAUCACGGCAGUGUCCGAUGUUCUAAUCCCAAUGGAGAUUUUUCAUAUGACUCUGUAUGUGACUACUCAUGUGAGGAGGGUUAUGUACUGAAGGGGUUCAGUACGACAAAAUGCACUGCUACCACAGAAUGGACCAGCAAACCACCAACCUGUGAACUUGUUCUGUGUUCAGAGCUGAUCACACCAAACAAUGGGACAAUGCACUGUCGCCACAAUCCCAAAGGCAACUUUGGCUACAAAUCCACUUGUGAGUUUGCUUGUGAAAAAGGAUACACGUUACAAAUAUCCAGCUCAUCUACGCUGCUUUGUGAAGCCACAGGACACUGGAACGAUUCACAACCCAGCUGUAAAGUUGUAAAAUGCAAUCCUGAGGAUGUCAUCACUUUACAUCACGGCAGUGUCCGAUGUUUUAAUCCCAAUGGAGAUUUUUCAUAUGACUCUGUAUGUGAAUACUCAUGUGAGGAGGGUUAUGAACUGAAGGGGUCCAGUAUGAGAAAAUGCACUGCUACCACAAAAUGGACCAGCAAACCACCAACCUGUGAACUUAUAAAAUGCAAAUCGGAGGACAUCACCACACCAGAUCAUGGCAGUGUCUAUUGUUCUAAUCCUAAUGGAAACUUUUCAUAUGACUCUCAGUGUGAAUACUCCUGUGAUGAGGGUUAUAAACUAAAGGGUGCCAGUAUGGCGAGAUGCACCGCGACGACAGAAUGGUCGAGCAAACCACCAACCUGUGAAGUUGUUCAAUGUUCAGAGCUGAUCACACCACACAAUGGGACAAUGCAGUGUCACCAUAAUACCAAAGGCACCUUCAGCUCUCAAUCCACCUGUGAGUUUUAUUGUGAAGUAGGAUACACGUUACAAACAUCCAGCUCAUCUAUGCUGCUUUGUGGAGCCACAGGACACUGGAAUGAUUCACAACCCAGCUGUGAAAUUGUAAAAUGCAAACCCGAGGAUGUCACCACUUUACAUCACGGCAGUGUCCGAUGUUCUAAUCCCAAUGGAGAUUUUUCAUAUGACUCUGUAUGUGAAUACUCAUGUGAGGAGGGUUAUGAACUGAAGGGGUCCAGUUUGACAAAAUGCACUGCUACCACAGAAUGGACCAGCAAACCACCAACCUGUGAACUUGUUCAAUGUUCAAAGCUGACCACACCAAACAAUGGGACAAUGCACUGUCACCACGAUCCCAAAGGCAACUUCAGCUCCCAAUCCAGCUGUGAGUUUGCUUGUGAAGAAGGAUACACGUUACAAACAUCCAGCUCAUCUACGCUGCUUUGUGGAGCCACAGGACACUGGAACGAUUCACAACCCAGCUGUGAAAUUGUAAAAUGCAAUCCCGAGGAUGUCAUCACUUUACAUCACGGCAGUGUCCAAUGUUUUAAUCCCAAUGGAGAUUUUUUAUAUGACUCUGUAUGUGAAUACUCAUGUGAGGAGGGUUAUGAACUGAAGGGGUCCAGUACAACAAAAUGCACUGCGACCACAGAAUGGACCAGCAAACCACCAACCUGUGAACUUGUUCAAUGUUCAAAGCUGACCACACCAAACAAUGGGGCAAUGCACUGUCACCACGAUCCCAAAGGCAACUUCAGCUCCCAAUCCACCUGUGAGUUUGCUUGUGAAGAAGGAUACACGUUACAAACAUCCAGCUCAUCUACGCUGCUUUGUGGAGCCACAGGACACUGGAAUGAUUCACAACCCAGCUGUGAAAUUAUAAAAUGCAAACCGGAGGACAUCACCACACCAGAUCAUGGCAGUGUCUAUUGUUCUAAUCCUAAUGGAAACUUUUCAUAUGACUCUCAGUGUGAAUACUCCUGUGAUGAGGGUUAUAAACUAAAUGGUGCCAGUAUGGCGAGAUGCACCGCGACGACAGAAUGGUCGAGCAAACCACCAACCUGUGAACUUGUUCAAUGUUCAGAGCUGAUCACACCUAACAAUGGGACAAUGCAGUGUCACCAUGAUACCAAAGGCAACUUCAGCUCUCAAUCCACCUGUGAGUUUGCUUGUGAAGAAGGAUACACGUUACAAACAUCCAGCUCAUCUACGCUGCUUUGUGGAGCCACAGGACACUGGAACGAUUCACAACCCAGCUGUGAAAUUGUAAAAUGCAAACCCGAGGAUGUCACCACUUUACAUCACGGCAGUGUCCGAUGUUCUAAUCCCAAUGGAGAUUUUUCAUAUGACUCUGUAUGUGAAUACUCAUGUGAGGAGGGUUAUGAACUAAAGGGGUCCAGUACGAGAAAAUGCACUGCGACCACAGAAUGGACCAGCAAACCACCAACCUGUGAACUUGUUCAAUGUUCAGAGCUGAUCACACCAAACAAUGGGGCAAUGCAGUGUCACCAUGAUUCCAAAGACAACUUUGGCUACCAAUCCACCUGUGAGUUUGCUUGUGAAGAAGGAUACACGUUACAAACAUCCAGCUCAUCUACGCUGCUUUGUGGAGCCACAGGACACUGGAAUGAUUCACAACCCAGCUGUGAAAUUGUAAAAUGCAAUCCCGCGGAUGUCACCACUUUAUAUUACGGCAGUGUCCAAUGUUCUAAUCCCAAUGGAGAUUUUUCAUAUGACUCUGUAUGUGAAUACUCAUGUGAGGAGGGUUAUGAACUGAAGGGGGCCAGUACGACAAAAUGCACUGCUACCACAGAAUGGACCAGCAAACCACCAACCUGUAAAUUUGUUCAAUGUUCAGAGCUGACCACACCAAACAAUGGGGCAAUGCACUGUCACCAUGAUUCCAAAGACAACUUUGGCUACCAAUCCACCUGUGAGUUUUACUGUGAAGAAGGAUACACGUUACAAACAUCCAGCUCAUCUACGCUGCUUUGUGGAGCCACAGGACACUGGAACGAUUCACAACCCAGCUGUGAAAUUGUAAAAUGCAAUCCCGCGGAUGUCACCACUUUACAUCACGGCAGUGUCCGAUGUUCUAAUCCCAAUGGAGAUUUUUCAUAUGACUCUGUAUGUGAAUACUCAUGUGAGGAGGGUUAUGAACUGAAGGGGGCCAGUACGACAAAAUGCACUGCUACCACAGAAUGGACCAACAAACCACCAACCUGUGAACCUGUUCGAUGCCCAUCCCGUGAGAAUCCAGCCAAUGGUGUCAUGGUCUGCACUGAUUCAAGCUUUAUUUACGGGAGUAAGUGCAGCUACAGUUGUGAAGAAGGUUAUCGCCUCCAGGGGGCGUCAGAGAUCAGAUGUACAAAAACUGCAGAGUGGAGUCACGAACCACCUCGCUGUGAAGCGGUGGAUUGCCCACCUCUUUAUGAGCCUGUCAAUGGGGACAUGAACUGCACAUUGGAGGAACCCAUCUUUGGCACAGUCUGCAUCUUCAUCUGUCAUGAUGGUUACCAGCUUUACAAUAAUGAGUUUGUGAUGUGCAACCACAAUGGAAACUGGUCAGGGGAGGUAGCAGUGUGCUUAGCUCAACCUGGACCCUCAGCAUCGAGCUUUAAAGUGACAGAAGUGACAGUUGGGGUUUCAGCAGUUGUCGGGAGCUCUUGUCUGUUAUCAGUCCUUUGGAUACUGAAGAAAUUGAGACGUAACACUAAUAAGAUUGACAUGAGCAACUCUGAUACUGAGGAUCCUCCACAGGUUUAUAAGAACAGUCGGGACAGUCUGAUUUAGAGCAAUGACGGAGAUUGACUCAAGCAACUGUGAGACGCUGGCGGCCGCAUGUGCACUGCAGCAUUCGCAGUGUUGCCAGAUCCCAUUGUGAAAAAUCCCUUUUAGAGUUUAAUGUUUUAGCAAUAAUCUGACACUUCAAGAAAUGUAUAAAGUGAGAGUGUGCAGAUUAGUGUUAGCAAUGUCUCUGUUUUUUUUUCUGAAAUACAAGGUGUGAACUUAAUUUUUUACUUCAUGGCCUAUUUUAUGUUUUUGUACUAAUCUGGCAACAAGUACCUAAACAGUAAUCAAAUGGCACAUUAUUUAGCGUGGGCAGGUUAUUGCUGACAUAAUACUGCAUUCGGUAAGACACAGGUAAGAAUCAUCAUAAUUAUGUAUGUAAGAAACGCUUUUAACUCUAAAAAAUAAUUAGAAAAUAACACGGGUACAAAGAUGUAGAACAGUUGGGUUUAAACGAAAUAUGUCAAAUAUGUAAACAUUGGCCAUGAAGUUUUUAUUCAGUUUCACUAAUAAGAGCACUAAACAAAGUUCUUGUUUAUACAACCUAAUAUUGCUUAUUAAAACGAUUAAUAUAAUGCUAUAAUAGCAUUGUUGCAUAAAAAUAAAUAAAUUAUCCACUCU
Misgurnus anguillicaudatus (oriental weatherfish) is the source of this 7450-nucleotide messenger RNA. The record is from RefSeq and is a predicted model, not a curated record. NCBI's taxonomy places the organism in Eukaryota, Metazoa, Chordata, Actinopteri, Cypriniformes, Cobitidae.